Messenger RNA from Ochotona princeps (American pika), 2449 nucleotides. It is a transcript of the gene RBM24, whose product is annotated as RNA binding motif protein 24. Gene Ontology annotation, molecular function: mRNA 3'-UTR binding. Lineage: Eukaryota; Metazoa; Chordata; Mammalia; Lagomorpha; Ochotonidae. The record is from RefSeq and is a predicted model, not a curated record. The coding region runs from base 339 to 1049 and encodes 236 amino acids. Gene Ontology annotation, cellular component: cytosol. The transcript has 4 exons.
AAGCGCUCUCCGGUUUCUCUCCAAGCGGCUCCUAACCCGGGCGAUCCAGAGAAUCUGGACCGUGACCGGCAGGGGGGGGCGGGAGCAGAGAGCCCGGUCAAGUCUCCGGGGCUGCCGGCGACUUCGGAAGACGUGCGCCCCGCGCCCUCGGCCGCCCCCGGCCGCUCGCCCCCGCCGCGCCGCCGCCGCCGUCACCCUCGCCCCCCGGCUCGCCCUCGGCCCCCGGCGGCCGCGAGAGGCUGCGGGAGACGCGGAGCCGGAGGAGGAGGAGGAGAAGGCGCAGCCGCUGUCCGAGCCGCAGCCGCAGCCGGAGCCCGAGCCGCGGGGUGGGCGCGAAGAUGCACACGACCCAGAAGGACACGACGUACACCAAAAUCUUCGUCGGGGGGCUGCCCUACCACACCACUGAUGCCAGCCUGCGCAAGUACUUCGAGGUCUUCGGCGAGAUCGAGGAGGCGGUGGUCAUCACCGACCGGCAGACGGGCAAGUCCCGGGGCUAUGGAUUUGUCACCAUGGCUGACCGGGCAGCCGCCGAGAGGGCCUGCAAGGAUCCCAACCCCAUCAUUGAUGGCAGAAAGGCCAACGUGAACCUGGCAUACUUAGGAGCAAAACCAAGGAUCAUGCAACCAGGUUUUGCCUUUGGCGUUCAGCAGCUUCAUCCGGCCCUCAUUCAGAGACCUUUCGGGAUACCUACCCACUAUGUCUACCCGCAGGCUUUUGUGCAGCCUGGAGUGGUCAUUCCACACGUGCAGCCCACAGCAGCUGCGGCCUCCACCACACCUUACAUUGAUUACACUGGAGCUGCCUACGCGCAGUACUCGGCUGCAGCUGCUGCCGCCGCCGCCGCCGCUGCCUAUGACCAGUACCCCUACGCGGCGUCCCCAGCUGCUGCAGGCUAUGUCACCGCCGGGGGCUACGGCUACGCCGUCCAGCAGCCCAUCACCGCGGCUGCACCGGGGACAGCUGCCGCCGCCGCCGCAGCUGCUGCAGCUGCCGCCGCCUUCGGCCAGUACCAACCUCAGCAGCUGCAGGCGGACCGAAUGCAGUAGACCGGCCAGCUGAUCAGAGUUCAACUCUUUCCUCUUUUCCCCUCCCAAUUUCCCAAUUUUUAGUAGCUGAUCGGAGAGUUCACACUGACUUAACAGCUUUAAGAAAAGGAAAAAAAAAAGCAGUGCUAUUGUGAAACAAAAUUAUUAUUAUUUUUUUUAUAUAUUCCAAGGAGUGUUCUAGAAGAGAGACGUGAGAGGGGGGUCGUGGAGUGGAUGGAGCAGUUCUGGGAAGUCAAUCCCAAAGAACCUAGUGCAGGAGAGGCCGCUAGGAAUGGAAGGCAGGAGUCCCGUGGGAACUUCACUUUUUGUAACCGGAUUUUUAUUUUUUUGCUCUUUUUUAUAGCAUCAGGGAAGCAAACUGCCUUUUUCCAGUUAGAAUUGCUAUUUGAAUCUAGUUGAACCAGGGAAUACAGAGUGAGCAAUAUGUAGCGAGAAUUACCUUUCCAAGAAGUUUUUGUUUUGUUGUUGGUGGUGGUUUUUUUUUUUUUUUUUUUUUUUUUUUGAAUGGGAAAAGCACUGCAGACACACUGGGAGGUUUCUGUCCCAGUAGAAAACUCGUGUUCUAGCUGGCUCACCCCAUGGGCAUUGAACAAUCCAUCUAGGAGCGGGGCGGUGGGUGCGAGUGUGGGCAGGCGCCAAAGCCCUUUCCUCAUCUGUCCUGUGGGCCAGUGGGAACAAAGGAUGUGGCACGCAUGGACGCGGCAGCUCUGCAAACAAUCUGUGAUACACAGUUCUGGAAAGAACACAUCCCUUGUGCUUGGAUGAUGAGCUUGUCACGUCCUCAUCCCUCUCCCCAUCCUGUUUCGAUUUUGGGAAACUUGUAUCUGCUGGCGUCAGCAAUUCUGAUUCCUGAGUGGGGUCAGGCUUCUACCACAGCCGUCUUUUUCUGUUUAUUCUGUUGACUUGUGGUGUAGGCAUAAAGGCAGGCCAAGUUUGCAGACUCUAAACCCUUAAGAUCUGUCUUAAGGACAUUUAUUUUUUUUUCCUCCCUUUUGAAAUAGUUUUACACUUUUUAGUAUCUAUUUCAGAGUCGUAUUUAAGACUAUUUAUUAGCGACUGCCGUACAUGAGAAAACUAAGUUACGGGACGACAGUUCUUCAAAGGGUAACGACAAUGUGGUUUAUACUGUGCCUUAAUAGUAAUGCUAUUUAAGAUAUUUAUUUUUACGUUUUACUAUGCUGCACUCUAAAGAAAGGAACUUUAGAUGUGACACUGUAAAAUUAUGUAUUCAUCUCAUGGCAUAACUUAUUUAGUAGGUCUAGGUGUAGCGUAUCAAAGAUUAACCUAUUCAACUGAAGAUGUUGGCUUUGAUUUAUUUAAAUUCAUAUGUGCACUGUAGACGAGAAUACUCUGACAUUAGCACAUUUUAGUUUAUUUUAGUUUUUAGACUAUGGUUCUCU